This is a messenger RNA of Didymella exigua CBS 183.55, 1557 nucleotides long. RefSeq lists its product as uncharacterized. The record is from RefSeq and is a predicted model, not a curated record. NCBI's taxonomy places the organism in Eukaryota, Fungi, Ascomycota, Dothideomycetes, Pleosporales, Didymellaceae. Bases 464 to 1408 code for a protein of 314 amino acids. The transcript is spliced from 3 exons.
UCAGGUUUCAUUAUCAAUCUUUCAUCAUUAUCAUCAUCAUCAGCCAGACAGGACGAGCCUAUAGGCUCAAUUUGUCCAAUCCGGUCAAAGACAGAAGCACACCGCGCAUCCAACUAGAUUGGACAAUGGCCAUGAACUGGAUUAGGGCGUAUUUUAUUCCCAAUUAGGAGCCGUCCGGUAGUAGUUCGCGCGCUGUGAUUCGAUACUACUGUUGCGAACAUGGGUUCAAAGCUGCCGGCGUCAGUAGCUGCAGGGGGGCGUUGCGACAACAAACCACUGCAUGCUGCAAGCUCAUCACCAGAUCACUUGCAGCUUAAUCAAAUCGCAACGCUGCGCCUCGCAGGGCGCACCCCUCAUGUUCGCCGAGGAGAUAAGCUGAGAUGAGUCGCGUCCGGUUCGCCCUUUGGCGCCCAGUAAGAUUUGCUUUUGCAUAGUAAAUCCACUUCGAAGCGCAACAAGAACAAUGGCUGAAGUUUUGAGUGUUCUUUCAGCUACCGCACAGCUUCUCGAUCAGGCCAUUCGGGUCCUAGGACGGAUUCGCAAGGCUCGCCAGCGCCAGAAAGCACUCCUCGAUGUCAUCGCCCAACAUGAAAGCGAGCUCAGCAGCGUCAAGGCCAUAAUCGGUAUCAUUAUAGACGAAGAAAGUUUGCGUACCGCUUCCGUUUGUUCCGAAGUGGUGAGGCUGAGAGGUGUGCAGGAUAAGCUGGUCAAAUUGCUCGAGCAAUUAGACCCCAGACUCAAAACAUCGGCGCAGCAAUUCUCGCACCAGUUGAAGAAUGGAUCCUCUGACGAGAGCAAGAUGUAUGCCAUCAUGAAUGAGCUGGGUCAGGUGAAGUCCAUGUUGCUCCUCCGUAUACAAGUCGCCAACGUUGGAGUGAUGCGCAACGUGCAGCAAGGGCUUGUUGCCAACACCGAAGUGAUUGCGCGAGUCGACCGGUUUCUAAAAGAAGAAUUCAGUGGUUGCGAGGGUCUUAGAAUCGCACGAUUGCUUCAGGGACGACGUCCGUCAAACGAUGGCACUGUACCACUAACACCCGCUGACUGGAGUUCGCUCAGAGAUGCCGCCGACGACCAGAACAGGGACAAUGAGAUCAUUGUCGACGAUUCGGAUUCGUCCACGGGCUCUGAAACCAAGAAGCGAGCGUCGAUAGAGCGGAUUAUUCUAAGUAAUAUGGCCAAGAACCAAGCGAUACAAAUCAACGCUCCUCUUGGAAAAGACAUAUGGAAAAAUGUUGACCGGAUAGUCAUUAAGAACAACAUCGCUGAACACGAUGCUGUUCAAAUCAACUACAACAACACACUCGAGGAUACGAUGGCGUUGAUGACAUUGAGAAGCAAGCUCAAUAUCGCAGUACAGCAAAACAAGUCGUCACACAUACGUUUCGACAGUGUAAUGAGCCCAGCAUGAAGAGAUUUGGCCGUGGGGAUGGGGCAAAAGCAAGAUAAUGCUGGUGUCACGGAAUCUUGAAGAUAAGCGGAGGAUAUCAGCGCGUCAAAAGGCGUCGCAGGGGUUCAGCAUACCGACGUUGAGAUAGUAUCAUGUAAUGAAACCAUAAG